Messenger RNA from Aquila chrysaetos chrysaetos, 11038 nucleotides. RefSeq names its product formin homology 2 domain containing 3 (gene FHOD3). Bases 381 to 5309 code for a protein of 1642 amino acids. Gene Ontology annotation, molecular function: actin filament binding. Gene Ontology annotation, cellular component: cytoplasm; cytoskeleton. The record is from RefSeq and is a predicted model, not a curated record. Gene Ontology annotation, biological process: cardiac myofibril assembly; cortical actin cytoskeleton organization; sarcomere organization. The transcript has 29 exons. Lineage: Eukaryota; Metazoa; Chordata; Aves; Accipitriformes; Accipitridae.
CGGCAGUCCCGCUGCCCGCUCGGCGCGCAGCGGCCGGGCAUGGAGGAGCUGCCGCUGCCGCCGCCUCCGCCUCCGCCUCCGCUCAGCCCUCGCCCCGCGGCCUGAAGCGCGCCCGCAGUCAGUGGAUCCCGACGGGGAAGGGGGCCAUGGGCCGCCUCCCCGAGGCGCGGCGGCUGUGAGGCGCUGCUCGGAGGCUCGGGGAGCCCGGUGAGGGCUGCGGCCGGGAGGGCAGCGCCUCAGCGUCGGUGACUCGGAGCGGGCGGGCAGGGAGAGGAGGAGAGGAGAGGAGGGGACGAGGAGGGGGGGGGGGGGGAGCGGAGCGGAGCGGUGUGUGCCCGCUCCGCCGCCCGCGCCCGGCCGCGGCGGUGGAUGGAUGCGCCAUGGCCACGCUGGUGUGCCGGGUACAGCUGCUGGAUGACACCGACCCUUUCAACAGCACCAACUUCCCCGAGCCCACCCGGCCGCCGCUGUACACCUUCCGGGAAGACAUCCCCCUCGCCACCCAGCUGGCCGGGGUGCACCGUCUCCUCCGCGCCCCGCAGAAGCUUGAUGACUGCACCCUGCAAUUGUCUCACAAUGGUACCUAUCUGGAUCUCGAAUCCACCUUAGCAGAACAAAGAGAUGAAUUGGAAGGCUUCCAGGAGGAUGCUGGGAGGGGCAAGAAGCAUAGUAUAAUUCUGAGGACCCAGCUGUCGGUGAGAGUCCAUGCCUGCAUUGAAAAACUUUACAAUUCCAAUGGACGGGAGCUGAGACGGGCACUUUUCUCCUUGAAACAAAUAUUUCAGGAUGACAAGGACUUGGUUCAUGAGUUUGUUGUUGCUGAAGGUCUGACUUGCUUAAUCAAAGUGGGAGCAGAGGCCGACCAGAAUUAUCAGAACUACAUCCUGAGAGCUUUGGGCCAGAUAAUGCUCUAUGUCGAUGGCAUGAAUGGAGUAAUAAAUCAUAAUGAAACCAUCCAAUGGCUGUACACACUUAUUGGGUCAAAGUUCCGCCUGGUGGUAAAGACAGCACUGAAGCUGCUGCUGGUGUUUGUGGAGUAUACCGAAUCCAACGCCCCGCUUUUAAUCCAGGCAGUAUCUACCGUUGAUGAAAAGAGAGGAGCCAAGCCGUGGUCCAACAUCAUGGAGAUCCUGGAGGAGAAGGAUGGGGUUGAUACCGAGCUACUGGUUUACGCUAUGACCUUGGUUAACAAGACUCUGUCGGGGUUGCCAGAUCAAGACUCUUUCUACGACGUCGUGGACUGUCUGGAAGAGCUAGGCAUUGAAGCUAUUUCACAGAGACACUUGAACAAGAAAGGAACAGACUUGGACUUAGUUGAGCAAUUUAACAUUUAUGAGAUGACGCUGAGACAUGAGGAUGGAGACGAGAGCGCUGACCCCCCUCCCAGCGGGCGCAAGGACCGGCGGAGGGCCAGCCUUGGCACUAGUGAGCGAAGGGGCUUAGAACGCCGACGGAGCCGCAGGCACUCGGUACAGAACGUCAAAAGCACUUUAUCGGCCCCUGCGAGUCCCUGCAGCCAGUCGAAUCCUAGCUUCGUGCUAGGCCACGGGCAGCGCGUUGAAGAUCUCAGUGAGAGUGGGCUGGCAGCUGAGAGCCCCAUAGUCUUACAGGCUGAUGACAAGGAUGACAGUGCGUUUGAGGCUGAGUUUAAAGCAUCUUCAGUAGAGGAGGAAGAAUAUGAAGAGGAGGAAGAAGAACAGCCAGUCACAGAGCCCAAUACUGAGGAUGAGGGGGAGGAAGAGGCCAGUAGGCAGGUCAAAGCCAGUGGGGUCCCAGGUGCACGGGAGGCUGUGAAUGAAAACCUUUCACGGUGUUCUGAUUCUUCAACUGUCUGCAGUGCCAUUUCUCCAGCUGAGAGGCCUCUCUCCUGCUCUAAAGCAAAGAGCUCUUCUAGCAGCUCCUCUUCUGUGCCUGACUCAUCUGUCUCUCAUCAUAAUUCUGUCCUUUCAUCACCAUCUUCACCUGCGGCAGCAUUGCUAAGCUCUUCCCAAAAUUCAUCAGCAUCCAUUACUCCAAAGGCAUCUCCAACGGUGGAGAAAUUACCUUAUGUACCACAUACUCCUUUUCACCUCUUCUCGUACGACUUUGAAGAAUCUCCAGCAUCUGUGAAAGAAAAGGAAGCAGAACUGAUGAGGGAAAACAGAUACAAUAGCUAUGGUGGCAGCUCUUACUCUUCUCCGCGACCUUACUCUGGUGUGAGUGCCCCUACAACACCCACUUCUCGUUAUGGGACAACUCUCUCACCGCCUCAAGAGACCAAAUCUGACAGGCCAGCUUUGGGUGGUCUCCUUACAUCAUCUUUUCGGCAGCACCAGGAGUCCUUGGCAGCAGAAAGAGAAAGACGACGUCAGGAGAGAGAAGAAAGGUUGCAAAGGAUAGAACGUGAAGAAAGAAACAAAUUCAACCGAGAUUAUUUAGACAAAAGAGAAGAACUAAGACAAGCAAGAGAAGAGAGAUACAAAUACUUGGAGAGGUUGGCAGCGGAGGAGUAUGAGAAGGAGCUGAAGAGUCGGAGCGUAAGCCGAGGGAGAAGUGAGCUGUCCUUGAACCUGAGAUCUCCUUCGGCCCCAUCCUCACCUGUACCCAAGUGCAUCAGCCCAGCAUCCAUAGAGUCCCAGGAAGAGCUGAAGACCCCUUCCACCCCUUGUGGGACCCCUCAGCCCUCAGAAGUGAGUGCCAGUGAACCCGAACCAGAGACAGAGACAGAACCAGAACCAGAGCAGGAGGCUGAGGCCGAGCAGGGAACGGAGACACCCAAGGAAAUAGAGGCUGCAGAGGUGGGACCAGAGAGUGAGGUGGAGCAAGGACCAGAGAGAGAGCCAGAAGAAAGUGCGAUACUCAGUGAAAAAGAGAGGCAGAAUGAGGAAGUGAAUGAAAAAGACAACUGCUCUGCAUCCAGCAUAUCCUCAGCAAGCAGCACUUUAGAGAGGGAAGAGAGAGAGGACAAGUUAACCAGUGACAAUGAAGCUGGUCCAUGGUCGCAGACCAUUCAGGAUGCUGGUGUGAAUGAGCAGUGCAGCAACAUCCUCAACAACAAGCGGUUUAUGCUGGACAUGUUGUAUGCGCAUAACAAAAAGCCCAAGGAUGAAGAGGAGAAGGAGCUGGAGGCGAAGGAGGAAAAGAAGGAGACGGAGGAAAGCGAGGAGUCACUCACUAGCCUAGCCAGUAGGAUCUCUAUCCUUCAGGCCACGAAGCAGGCCAAAGAUGAAAGCGUCAAAAAGAUGGAGAUUGGAAAUCUGGACAACCAAGGCAGCGUGAAAGCCUUUGCGGAAAAAUUCAACAGCGGUGAGCUGGCCAAGGGGACAGCCAUGCCUGAAGAUGAAAUCAGUGAACAGGUCCCUGAGAAAACACCAGCACAGCCAAAGAAGGAAUCUGACUACAUCUGGGAUCAGCUCAUGGCUAAUCCUAGAGAACUUAAAAUCAAAGACAUGGAUUUUACAGACUUGGGGGAGGAGGAUGAUGUAGAUGUGUUAGACAUGGAUAUGGGUCCUGGGGACUCCCUUGUUCCCCCUCCUCCACCUCCACCUUCUUUCCUGGGUUUGCCUCCUCCACCGCCUCCCCCGCUGUUCGGAUGUCCACCUCCACCUCCGCCCUCUGCUAAUUUAUUGGCUCCUCCUCCACUCUUCAGCACUCCUCAGGGUUUAGGGUCACCCCAGGUUUCUAGGGGUCAGCCAGCAUUUAUAAAGAAGAAGAAAACCAUCCGUCUGUUUUGGAACGAGGUACGGCCAUUUGAGUGGCAGUGUAAAAACAACAAACGCUGCAGAGAAUUCCUGUGGUCGAAACUGGAACCCAUUAAGGUGGACACUUCCAAACUGGAGCAUCUCUUUGAGUCUAAAUCCAAGGAACUGCCUGUCACAAAGAAAACUGCUGCAGAUGGGAAGAGACAGGAGAUCAUUGUAUUGGACUCAAAACGAAGCAACGCUAUUAAUAUUGGCUUGACUGUGUUGCCCCCUCCCCGCACUAUCAAGACCGCUAUUUUGAACUUUGACGAAUAUGCCUUAAACAAGGAAGGAAUAGAGAAAAUCCUAACCAUGAUCCCGACCGAGGAGGAGAAGCAGAAGAUCCAGGAGGCACAGCUGGCAAACCCCGACGUCCCCUUGGGCAGCGCCGAGCAGUUCCUUCUCACCCUCUCCUCCAUCAGCGAACUCUCUGCCAGGCUCCAGCUCUGGGCGUUCAAGAUGGACUACGAGAUAGUGGAAAAGGAGGUUGCAGAACCACUUCUAGACCUGAAGGAAGGAAUGGACCAACUGGAGCACAAUAAAACUUUGGGAUUUAUCCUUUCUACUCUACUAGCCAUUGGGAACUUUCUGAAUGGAACCAACGUCAAAGCUUUUGAGUUGAGCUACCUCGAGAAGGUUCCAGAAGUCAAGGACACGGUGCACAAGCAGUCCCUCCUGCACCACGUCUGCACUAUGGUGGUGGAAAAGUUCCCAGACAGCACUGAUCUUUAUUCAGAGAUCGGGGCCAUCACGAGGUCAGCUAAGGUUGACUUUGAACAACUCCAGGAAAACUUGUGUCAGAUGGAAAGACGGUGCAAAGCGUCCUGGGAUCACCUUAAGGCUAUAGCAAAGCAUGAAAUGAAGCCAACUCUAAAGCAAAAAAUGUCCGAGUUCCUUAAAGACUGUGCAGAAAGAAUCAUAAUCCUGAAGAUUGUUCACAGAAGAAUAAUUAACAGGUUUCACUCAUUUUUGUUAUUUAUGGGCCAUCCUCCCUAUGCAAUACGUGAAGUCAACAUCAAUAAGUUCUGCAAAAUUAUUAGCGAAUUUGCUCUGGAAUACCGCACCACCAGGGAACGAGUUUUGCAGCAAAAACAGAAACGAGCUAACCACAGGGAAAGAAACAAGACCAGAGGGAAAAUGAUAACAGAUACCGAUGAAGAAGAGGAUGCUGAGUCCGGCAAGUUCUCCAGCAGCUCCCCCCCCUGCCAGAGCCAGCCCCAGGGGCUGCAGUACGCCGAGGACGCCGCAGAGCACGAGAACAUGAAGGCCGUGCUGAAGACCUCCUCCGUCAGCGGGGAAAGCACCGCGGCGCUCGGGGUCCGCACUCGAAGCCGGGCCAGCCGAGGCCGUAUCGGUUCGUGGAACGCUGGCAACGACGAUUCACCUAACGCAACGGAUGACGCAGCAGAUGAGAUCAUGGAUCGCAUUGUAAAGUCUGCCACCCAAGUGCCAAGCCAGCGAGCGGUGCCUAGAGAGAGGAAGCGGUCACGAGCAAAUAGGAAGUCAUUGAGAAGGACACUAAAGAGUGGACUGACACCAGAAGAAGCCAAAGCACUGGGCCUCAUCAGCACCUCUGAGAUGCAGGUUUGACGUCCCAGAGGUGACGACAAGAAGAGCCGUUCACCUGAAGCACACAGGCUGACAACCCUUCGGUGUGGCAUUGACCUGCCAGCCUCCUCUGCUGCUCCCGACUUCCCAUCCUCUCUUAGUUCGAUUUUAAUAAGCAACAAAAAGCGAACCCCCCCUCCCCGGCCAGGGCAGAAGAAGGGUGUGCCACAGCUCAGCACAACAUCUGGACAGUAACUGAGAAAGCGUGCGAGUGCUUGUAGGUGAAGGCGUAUGGCUUCUUCUCUCGUGGUGUGUUGAUGUGGGUAGGAGGGGGCUCUCUCCGAGUUAUCUGUCCUGUGAGCUGUGUUUACGUUGGCUUUCCUUGUGCCCCGUUUUAGUCAUUGUAAAUGUAUGGCAUUUUGUCAAUGCAAGGAACAGUCCUUAAAGAGGCAAAAUAACUCCUGUUACAGCGACCCUAGUUUUCCUGAAGCAGAUUCAUUAAGCGAAGAUGCACAGUCUGUGCGACCCUGUGGUUCGGUUGGGUUUUUUGUAUUAUUUUGCCACCAAAGAAUGUAAAAAUGUAUGUGUACCUUUGUAUAUGUACAGAAUGAAUGUGUGGACAUGUGUGCGUGUAUCUGUACACACACAGUCAUGGCGUGAAAUCAUGCUCCUGCUGAAGCUAGCUGGACCAUGGUUUUCACUCUGGGGCCUUACCGUUCCACCUGGACAGGAGGAAGAGAAUGUCUUUUUGUAGGAACUCAGUGUUAUUCAAUGGGAUUCACCCUCUGGGGCAGGAGAUGGCCUGCAAUACAAGUGGAAAAUUCAGGAUCCUGAAUUCCUGUGUAUUAGUACACACUCAUACUGUACAUAGCAGCAUGCACAUAGAGGAGAGGACACAGAAUACCUCCCUCGUGUUGAGCUAUGGCUGUACUGUGCAUUUGUACAGUUUCAGAGAGAUCUAUGCCAACAGUUUUACAUACUCGAUAAAUGCAUUCAGAUGCUAAGGUCAAGAAGUUUUGUUCACUUGCCUGUGCCCUUCAUGCUGCUUUUCUCUGCUGCAAGAUAAUGUGGUGGUGAUUUUAUUUCAAAUUAAUGGAUCUGAAUAUGAAAUGGCCCUGCUAAAAGCCUGCUGUGUUUUUGCUGUUCUUUACUCUUUUUUUGUGAUUAGCCUUGAUGCAAGUGGAGAGGGUACCACAGUGAACACUCCAAUAUGUUUGCCCUUAUCUUACUGUUUUAUAACUGACUUUUAUAACUGCCCUCAGCAUGUGUGUUUGAAGAACCUCUAGUCAACUCAUCUGCCUUUAAGUGGAGGACGUAUACAGCAGCAAAGAUGAAUUGCACACAGUCACCCUAGCCAGUGCUGAAGCAUUUUGAAGAGAACUGCAAAUAACAAUAACGUAAAAGGGAACUUUUUAAGCCAAAGUCUGUAUGUGACCAAUUGAUCCUCAAGGGAUGCACAAGAUCAUCUCUUUCCAUUGCCUUAGCCUCCGAGAUUAAGGGUGUGUCUGCACAGCAGUAACAGUUGAGGCUUCCUUCAAGCUCGUUAACUGGGCAACUGAUUAACUAGGGUAGCUAGUUAACUGGGUUCGAUUUUGGCUGCAAAACACACUUGAAAAGUAGGAUGAAUUAGUAGUCUGUGCUGGGCUUCUAAUGCCAUAGCUAUGUUGCUUCUGGCACCCAAGCUAGGUCAGGUACGUCGACAAGUUAUUCUGCUCUGCUCUCAUUAAGGACAGGAUAAUCGCUGAAGAUUGUUCAGGAUAGUUGAACCAAACACAAUAAACCUUUGAAACCUCAGUCAUCUGUCCCAUCUCACUGAGCACAGCAUCCAAGUGAUGAGAGAACCAGGUAGCUGACAACACUGCAGCGAGAUCUGUGGUGGAACACGCUAUCUAUGCUGUCCCUCUCGAUCGUAACAUUUCAUUCCUUUUUUGCCCUCGCCUUGGAUCUUCACGCAUCAAAGUCCAUGGGUAAAAAGUCACUAAUGAGCAAAGGUUCUAAAGGAUAGCAUUGACUUUGAUCUGAUUUUCCCCUCAGCUCGUUAAAAAGUCAGUUGUACAAGUAGGCAGAAGGCAGUAGUUUUGUAAUUAAUAAAAUGCGUUGUGUAUUUGAAAGCUAUGAAAAGGAGGAAGCUGGUUAGGAAAUAGAAGUGGCAUAUCACUGUAAAAUAAGCGAGACCUACAAGCAUCUGGAUUUUAAAGUGGAUGUUUAUGUGCUGCUCACCAUUAUGGACUUUUAAAAUCUCUCUUAAGGAUGCUUAGAACAAAGAAAUGAAGGUAAUGGGGGGUUUGUGGAGGUCUUGGAGGUCGGAAACAAGAGGAAGACACCCUGAAUGUAGCUGUUAUGUUGAAUUGUUAUACUGGUGAAGUGAUAAAAGAAGCCAAAAUGUAACAAAAUACAUUUACGUUGACAGAGGUCCUUAUAUUUGAUUGGAGGGAGAAAAUCAAACAAGUUUUUAAAACUGAAUAUUUUCACUAAAAUAUGCUGAAUGUGCAACGCAGGUGGCUGUUGGUGACCACUUGCUACCAGGAAACAAAUUUGUGUUUCAUUUAGACAUAGUACAGCAUCUGUGUCUGAAACAUAACAUAGCUGGUGAAUUACUAAUAGCUGGGCGUAUGUAUUUUCCAGGAAUUGUGCAAAAAUUGUGCAAAACUUCAUAUAAUCCUUAUCGAGGAGAAAAUUAAAUAUGGGGAGUGGGGUUAGAAUAAGUUCAGGAAAAAAAGCCAGUUUCUUUCAGAUUGUCUGGAUGCAAGUCUCUUACAUGUGAAGCAUGUUAUUCCUUGUCCAUUUUUCCACUAUGUUUGUUUCUCUGGAUUUUUGCCUAAGUUCCUGCUCUCUAUCUGUAAAACCGAUAUCGAUUUUUCUGAAGGAUAUCUUGGUCUUGUUAUGCAGUGGUAUACAGUAAGAUUAAUUCCAGAUUAAUAAUGUCCUCAGUGUCUGUUGCAACUAGAUCAUCAAAGACAGUAACAAUGCAAUAACCACAGAAAAGAUUUCCAUUUUGGUUCAUGAUAAAAACGGCCAGCGGCCCAAUGUGCUAGUCUGUAAGGUGGCAGUAGUUCUCCUGGAGUCUGCUAGCAUGUCCUGACUGUGGGAAUAACAUUUGUUCCGCUUCAUCUAACUAGUGGAUUCCAGAUGAAAUGGAGGAAUUGGUUAUAUCUGCAUGCCAUUUUCUGUCUGUCUAUUCAGGUUGUAGCCUUCAGGAUUUGAGUUGCUGCCUGCCCCUCCAUCGUCAAAAGAGCCCAUCACAAGGAUGUAACAGUUGUUUUAAAAUGCGUGUGAGAGAAGGAUCGUUUUUGCGACAAAUAUAAAGGUCUUGGAAAGACGAUGUAGUAACGCACGUUCCCAUUUCUCACUUAGAGAUCCGUGAAGGCUGGUUUUAGCCACUUGCAGCCAUGAUAACUACCUCUCUUCUCUUUUUCAUAGUACCAGUCAGCUGCAAAUGUAGCGCCCAGACUUUUGUGUCUCCACCAAGCUCUCAGAGUCGCUGCUGGUGUUCGUUUCAGCACCCAUCUGCUGCCAAUAACUUGUCUGUCUACCACCAUAAUGCCUUCCUGAUUUGGAUGCCGAGGUAAACUUUAGCAUAUGAAAUGGCCGCCAAAGGGAAGCUAUCCUAAUUUCCUUUCAUCUCCCUUGGUGUUUAAAAGGAGACUGCAUACAAAUACUUUGUAUUCCCUCGCUCCCAACUGAGGGAUAACUUUCAGUAGCAGUUAUGUGGCUGCGGUGAAGAAACACCCCCAGGGAAUGCUGUGUGCCACAGUGGAGAGUGAAAGAUCCCUCACAAAAAUUAAAUUCAUCACUCUUCACCUCUCAGUAAGGCCAGGCACCAGGCUCAUGGAUUCCAGAUGUUUUAUAGCCCCUUGGCUGCUAUGUGUGACCCUUCUGUUUGAUAGAUCCCUGUCCAUAAUCCAAAAUCAACAAAAAAAAUGGUGUUUUAAUGAGGGUCUUUCUUGCUCCGAUAAAUACUGGGACCAGCGUCAAAAGCAGUUUUCAAAAUACAUUUCUUUUUCUCUUUUGACCCCCUUUUAUUGUAAAUCUCUGUAGUGAUUGACUCUGUCAGCAAAAUGAGGCAUCAGAUUUGUAGAUAGACAAGACUUUGGCUUUAGCUUCAUAGAAAGUCACAUGUGAAUAUCUAGAUAAAAGUUCAUGUCCCGAUUUAACAGAAAUUUGGAGCCGGAGUUUUGAUGUGACUGAACAGCAAGGGGCUCCUGCAAGGUGCUCCAUUCCCCCUCAAGGUACUAGAUAACGUAGCAGGAACGGCACCUUAAACCCUCGGUGUGCCACUCUCUAAACACGCCCUGGCGAACGCUAAAAGCCAUCGAAAAGUCACAAGUGAGGGCUACAACACCUACUGCAAACCUAAGGGGCUCGACGCCGCUGUAGGUGCAGAAAAUGGUUCCUACGCCAGCAUCGCCGGCAGCGAUGACAACGGCAAGCGUCUCUCCAAAACGCUUCAGAAACCGUUUGGCCGACGGUAGUGGUCCUAAUUCGGGUCAUGGUUUUUACAGUGCUUUGGUUUCACUGAGGUGAAAUGGGGACAAGGUGGUCGCCUACCAGCUCCACGUCCUCCAUCCUCCCGCUACAGCCGGUAGGCAGGCGCGCGCGCUGCCUGCCCUGGUCUGAGGGAUGCGCAGGGACGUGGUGUCGGGCGGAAGCACGAGCGUAUUCCUCUCCCUUCGUACGCUCGCUGCGCGCGUACCGUUCCUCUCGUUAUCGUCGAGGCGGGUUGCGCGUCACUGUUGAAAAUGAAUUGCAAACGCUUGAACGACGGGUAAGGCCCACCUUGCUUUUUUUUUUUUUUCGACUGGGGCAGCAGCUGGCUCAGUUGGCGUUUCAGAUGCGAUCCCAAGAAGUUUUUGGCAAGCCGUUUAAUAGUUACAUGGCAAGUAACGCGAGGAGUUUCAGAGAUGUUGUAUAGUUUUAUGUUUACGCAAAAAAAAAAAAAAGUUUAAAAUUAUUUCCGAUUAGUCCAUUUCACAUCGAGUGGCAGAUAGAGAUAUAUUUUGUUUAAUCACUAUCUAAUACAGAGGCUUCUGUGAAAGAAAAGGUUUAUUUGUAGCAUUGGGUGCAUUUCUCCUUUUUAAAGACUGUCUUUGCGCGUAUAGUGUCCUUUUUUUGUGAGCUGGGAAUUGUAAAAAAAUGUAAAGUAGAAAAGGACGUGUUUCUUAGACAAAGGAGAAAUACUGUAAAAUUGUGUAAAUGUCACUACUCGUGUUUUUUCAUGUUCUGUGUAGCAUAGUGUAAAAUAGGCUUUCCGGCAGUGUUAUUCUGUGAAUUGUAAUUUAAAAAACAAGACAUGCAUGGUCAGAGAUAUUAUCUACAGGUCCUUUUGGUUGAGUUUUUGGUUUUGCUUGUUGUUUUCUCAUUUUAGGUGAAUUCGUUUUAUGUUAAAUUUGAUUGUCCAUGAAACUGCAUUUUUGUUUCUCAGUUUUAUUUCAUAAAGAACUUGAAUUACUCUAUAAGAUUUUAUUACACACGACGCUCACCUACCGUUUGUAUUGCUCCUUCAAAAGCUUUGUCACAUUUAGUGUAAACCAGGGGGAUUUUCUUUUUAACACACCCCUCAUCUGCCUCUUCUGCCCCCACUCUCCCCACUUUGCUGUCUGGAAAGAUGCAAUCACACCAUUUUUUUUUUUAUUUUUUUUUCCUGUGCCAUGCAGGGUCACUAUGGAAAACUGACCACAGACCUGUGUCCAAAAUUUCUUGAUAUAAGUAGUUAAAAAGCUCACCUCUACAGCAUUAUGUAAACACAUCUUGCAAUAAAGCUUUAUAAAGCA